UUGUGUAUUUUUUUGUAAUUUCUUUGAGUUGCAUUAUUUGAAGGAAUAAAUAAAAUAUUAUGGCUAAAAAAUCUAAUAAAAGAAAAAAUUCCGGUGCGCUUGAGGAGCGAAAAAAAGAAAUCAUUGUAAAAACAAAGGAAGAUUCGGAGAGUGAUGACGAUAGCGUGGAAGAGGAUUUAUUGCAGAAUGUUGGAGAACAGGAGGCUGACAGUACAGAUGAUGAAGGCAUUGAUCAAUCGUAUCUGUCUGAUGGCAGUGAUGAUUUGCAAUUUGAAAGUGACGAUGAAGGUAACUUUACAUCAAUAAAGUCUAAUGGUAAGCAGGAGGAAGGUGAUAGCGAAGAGGAUGAUGGUGAAGAAGAGGAGGAAAUAGAUGAUGCCGAUAUAGAAGAUAUAUCCACUGAUGAUGAAGAGGACGAAGAAGAAGAUGAUGAAGAAUUAGCAUUGGAUGAAAGUGACAGUGAUAAUGAAUUAGAAGAUAUAAAGCAAGCUGCUACAUCAGAAGAAUCUGAAGAUAUUUUAAAUAAAAAGCCAAAAAAUAAGAAUCCUAAAAACGCCAAUACAACUAAACAAUCCGCAUCAAAUGCCAUUGAAAAAUUCGAUGAUGAGUUGAAAAAAGAACAAAAACCUAAAGGAUCUAAGAAAACAACAAAAUCCAACAUAGGAACUUAUGAAGAAUACGAAAAUUCGGAUACUUCGGAUGAAGAAGAUAUUCGUAAUACAGUAGGCAACAUACCAAUGCAUUGGUAUGACGAAUACAAACACAUUGGUUACGACUGGGAUGCAAAGAAAAUUAUUAAACCUGCCAGAGGUGACCAAAUUGAUGAUUUCUUGCGCAAAAUUGAAGAUCCCAACUUUUGGCGCACAGUACGAGAUCCUCAAACUGGCCAAGAAGUGGUUCUUACGGAUGCUGAUAUAGAACUUAUAAAACGCAUCAAUUCAGCCCGUGUUCCUAAUCCCGAUCAUGACGAAUAUCAGCCCUGGAUCGACUGGUUUACAUCGGAAGUAGAAAAAAUGCCUAUUAAAAAUGUGCCCGAUCACAAGAGAUCAUUUUUGCCAUCUGUCUCAGAAAAGAAGAAGGUUGGUCGUAUGGUUCACGCUCUAAAAAUGGGUUGGAUGAAGACAAUGGAAGAAUUAGAGAAGGAGAGGAAAGAAAAACGAGGACCUAAAUUCUAUAUGCUCUGGGAAACGGAUACAAGUCGCGAGGAAAUGCGGCGCAUACAUGAUCCUGUUUCAGCACCAAAACGUGAUCUACCUGGUCAUGCUGAAUCCUACAAUCCACCUCCAGAAUACCUCUUCGAUGAAAAGGAACAAAAAGAAUGGUUAAAAUUAAAGGAUGAACCACAUAAACGCAAAUUACAUUUUAUGCCACAAAAAUAUACUUCAUUGCGUGAGGUUCCUGCAUACUCACGUUAUCUUAGAGAACGUUUCUUGCGUUGUCUCGAUUUGUAUUUAUGUCCAAGAGCUAAGCGUGUCAAACUUAAUAUUGAUGCAGAAUAUUUGAUUCCAAAGUUACCUUCACCGAAGGAUCUGCAACCAUUCCCCACUGUCGAGAGUUUGGUUUAUCGUGGUCACACAGAUUUGGUACGAUCUGUCAGUGUUGAACCAAAGGGUGAAUAUGUCGUUUCUGGCUCUGACGAUAAAACUGUUAAAAUUUGGGAAAUUUCCACCGGACGUUGUAUACGUACUAUUGAAACUGACGAUGUGGUACGUUGUGUAGCCUGGUGUCCCAAUGCAAAGUUGUCAAUUAUUGCUGUUGCAUCUGGCAAUCGUUUAUUGCUUAUUAAUCCUAAAGUUGGUGAUAAAAUGCUGGUUAAGAAGACAGAUGAUCUUUUGGCCGAAGCUCCACAGAAUGAUGCUCUGGAAAGUGAACGCAUUAAGACAGCCGUGCAAUGGUCUACUGCUGAAGCAGCUGAACAAGAAAAGGGAGUACGUGUUGUAAUAAAUCACUUUAAGCCAAUACGUCAAGUGACUUGGCAUGGACGAGGUGAUUACUUUGCCACUGUUAUGCCAGAGGGUGCUAAUCGUUCGGCGUUAAUACAUCAACUUUCAAAGAGACGCUCUCAAAUACCAUUUUCAAAGAGUAAAGGUCUUAUUCAAUGUGUACUUUUCCAUCCAAUUAAACCCUGUUUCUUUGUGGCUACACAACAUAACAUACGUAUCUAUGAUUUGGUUAAACAAGAAUUGGUGAAAAAAUUAUUAACCAACUCGAAAUGGAUUUCUGGUAUGUCUAUACAUCCAAAAGGUGAUAACUUGCUUGUCUCAACAUAUGACAAGAAAAUGUUGUGGUUCGAUUUGGAUUUGUCUACAAAGCCUUAUCAAACAAUGCGUUUACACAAGAAUGCUGUACGCAGUGUUGCUUUCCAUUUACGUUAUCCAUUGUUUGCUUCUGGUAGUGACGAUCAAGCCGUCAUUGUAUCCCAUGGCAUGGUGUAUAACGAUUUGUUGCAAAAUCCCUUAAUUGUUCCGCUGAAAAAGCUACAGACUCACGAAAAACGCGAGGAAUUUGGUGUUUUAGACGUUGUAUGGCAUCCUGUACAACCCUGGGUAUUUUCAACUGGUGCCGAUGCCACCAUAAGACUUUACACAUAGAUAUUCA
Lucilia cuprina (Australian sheep blowfly) is the source of this 2598-nucleotide messenger RNA. Its product is annotated as ribosome biogenesis protein BOP1 homolog. Gene Ontology annotation, cellular component: PeBoW complex; preribosome, large subunit precursor. Lineage: Eukaryota; Metazoa; Arthropoda; Insecta; Diptera; Calliphoridae. Gene Ontology annotation, molecular function: protein binding; ribonucleoprotein complex binding. The record is from RefSeq and is a predicted model, not a curated record. The transcript is spliced from 5 exons. Gene Ontology annotation, biological process: maturation of LSU-rRNA from tricistronic rRNA transcript (SSU-rRNA, 5.8S rRNA, LSU-rRNA); ribosome biogenesis. The coding region runs from base 60 to 2591 and encodes 843 amino acids.